Arachis ipaensis is the source of this 434-nucleotide messenger RNA. Lineage: Eukaryota; Viridiplantae; Streptophyta; Magnoliopsida; Fabales; Fabaceae. The record is from RefSeq and is a predicted model, not a curated record.
AAACCUUUUCCCUGUUUCAGAGACGCCCGGAACAGCAGAGUUGCUCUGUUUGACGGCAUUGAGGAGGGAGGCAUCCGAGCAUCAUCACUUUACUCCUCCUAUAAUGAAAUUGAUGAACAAGAUAACGAGCGAGCAAUGGGUGGAUUGCAAGAUAGAGUCAGUUUGUUGAAAAGAAUCUCAAGUGAUAUACACGAGGAGGUGGAUAGUCAUAACCGGAUGCUGGACCGCAUGGGGAAUGACAUGGAUUCUUCAAGAGGAGUUCUUUCAGGAACUAUGGACAAAUUCAAAAUGGUAUGUGGAUUGUGGAAUUGUAAAACCAUAUGGCUUUUGCAGUAGAGUUUUCAUCUGGUUCUGAUUUUUCUUUGUAUUUGUUUUCUUCUCUACUUUUUUUCCCCACUCUUUUAAUUAUGUUGUACCUUCUUUCAGGUCUUUGA